AUGACAGAUCAACAGCUCAUGGACGAGUGCAUCACGUUCCUUCUUGCUGGCCACGGCACCACAGCUCGCCUGCUGACGUGGACGUUCUAUCUGCUGGCAAAGCAUCCCGACUGGCAGGAGCGGCUGAGAGUAGAGCUCAAGCAGGCGCUGACUCAGCAGGGGGCACGAGACACGUCAGCAGUCGCCACAGCCACCACAGCAGCCGGAGCAGCAGACAAGGCGGGGUCAGGGGCAGCAGCUGCAGGAAAACCAGGAGAGACAAACCAAGGGGCGUCUGGAAGGGAGGGAGAGGAAGGGGGACAGGAGGGAGGAGAGCGAGAGGGAGGAGAGCGAGGGGAAAGCGAGAGAGAAGGAGGAGGGGGGCGGGUGACAUGGGAGGUGGUAGCACUGCUGAAGGAUAUGGGCAUGGUGUUGCAGGAGAGCCUGCGCAUGUUCCCGCCCGUCUCCUUCAUGGGCCGCACGUGCCAGCAGGUAAGACUCGAGACGGGCUGCAGGCUCAGUGCGGUGGGUUCAGCUCGGUGGGUUCAGAUGCAAGGGGGGCUUGUAUGGGCUGGGGGGGGGGGGGGUCACAUUGGUGUUGCAGGAGAGCCUGCGCAUGUUCCCCCCCGUCCCCUUCAUGGGCCGCACGUGCCAGCAGGUAGAUAG
Closterium sp. Naga37s-1 is the source of this 645-nucleotide messenger RNA. The record is from the annotation of a GenBank genome assembly. NCBI's taxonomy places the organism in Eukaryota, Viridiplantae, Streptophyta, Zygnematophyceae, Desmidiales, Closteriaceae.